AUGGAUCGAUCGAACGGCCGUUGCCACGAUGUUUCCCUCCAAGGGCCACCAGAAACGGUUCCCUCAAUUCGAUCCUUUUGUCACCCCGUCACACGUCGCUCGGCUCAUCCGCUAGCGAUUAGGGCUCUACAUAAGGCUAGCCGUUCCUCUCCAACUCCGUCCAUUCUGCCUUCUUCCAGACGUGGAAGGAUAAUAUGCACACUCGUUUGCACCAUUCAGCGUCCGGCCUCUCUUCACUCCACAGAGGGUGUCGCUCUCCUUUCCUCCAAUCGCCGCCCAAGCUGCUCAACUUCGUCUAAUCCAUCGCCGUUAGUAGGAGCGUGGAGACGGCCGCAAACUACGACACGGGGGAGGCCCUGCCAAUCAGCCUCCAGCACCGGCACCGAUGAUGACACCGCUGACGAGUUGGCACAAAAGGAGUCAAUCGAUCCGGCUCUUCAUCAUAGCCUCUACGAGGGCCCCCCAGAUGGCACGGAUGAGGACCCGUCGGACGUUUCGUCCGAUUAUUGGGGUUCCGCACACACAAAGACCAAGAAACUCAAGUUGCGGACUGCGUGUCAUGUUCGGCGCUCACACCAGGAAGAUAUUGCGCGAGGAAGGCGCCAGAUCCUGCCGCUGAUUCAAAAUGGAGAGCUCGAUCCCGAGAAGGCGCUCCAAGGGGCGUCCGCGAAGGAUCUGCACCGGUUCUGGAAUUGGUUCCUUGGGAAGCGGGAUCGUGGAAAGAGGAGGGGGGUGCAAACUCAAAGGCACAAAGGAGACAAGUUCGCUCGCUGGCGACUGGAAGUGUUUCUCAAGGGUAACUACAGGAAAGUGACAGGGAAUCAAGUCAGUGAGGAGAGUGCGUCCGCGCGAUCCCGUCUGCAUGUCCAUGCAACACCGACGUCCGCUGAUAAAAGGGCCGAUGAACAAACAUAG
Messenger RNA from Paracoccidioides lutzii Pb01, 915 nucleotides. RefSeq lists its product as hypothetical. The record is from RefSeq and is a predicted model, not a curated record. Bases 1 to 915 code for a protein of 304 amino acids. The transcript is spliced from 3 exons.